Messenger RNA from Helianthus annuus (common sunflower), 1940 nucleotides. RefSeq lists its product as uncharacterized. Gene Ontology annotation, biological process: regulation of DNA-templated transcription. NCBI's taxonomy places the organism in Eukaryota, Viridiplantae, Streptophyta, Magnoliopsida, Asterales, Asteraceae. The record is from RefSeq and is a predicted model, not a curated record. The transcript is spliced from 6 exons. Bases 3 to 1940 code for a protein of 645 amino acids.
AUAUGCCCUUUAUCCAGAUUGUUGGUAUGACGCCUACCAACAAAUCGUUUAUUAUCGCGCAUGCCGUUGUUAGUAAAGAACGGGGUGAUAACUUUGUGUGGGUGCUUGAGAGGGUUAAGUCAAUGUUGGAUGAAUGUAUGGAGCCACGUGUGAUUUUAACGGAUAGAGACCUAGCCCUUAUGGGCGCGUGUGCUAAAGUAUUUCCAGACGCCUCCAGGCUUCUUUGCAGGUGGCACAUACAACAGAAUGUUAUGAAGCACUGCAAGGGUGCCUUCACAGACGACGACUGGAAGAAAUUUAUGUCAUUCUGGGGGACAUUGAUUGAGUCUCCAUCCAUACCCAUCUACGACUACCACUUGCGCAACAUGCGAAAGCGACUUGUGGAGUGCAAACGUUCUAGAGUCUUCAAAUACGUGUACGAUAACUGGCUAAAAGACUAUAAGGAGAUGUUUGUCUUUGCGUGGACUGAUAAGAGGCGCAACUUUGGUAAUCGUACUACAAACAGAGUUGAGAGCCAACAUGCCAACUUAAAGAGAUACGUCGAAGAUAGGAGCUCGCUGGACCGUAUAGUUGGUUGUGUCCGGGAUAUAGUUGAGACACAGUUCGGUGAAAUAAGGAAGACUUUUCGAGAAAGCAUCGAAAAAACAAUGAAACACCACAAACACCCGAUGUUUCAACACCUACUUGGAAAAGUAUCCCACAAAGCCCUUGACUUAUUGCAUGGAGAGGCAAUUAGGAAGCUAGAUGUCUUGGAGCGCUUUAAUUCAUCAUGUGGUUGCCAAAUGUGGCACAGCUGUGGGUUGCCCUGUGCUUGUAGGAUAGAAAAGUACAUGCGUGAAGAACGUCCGAUUCAACUCGAAGACAUAGACGUCUUCUGGCGGAAACUUAACUUCCAAAGUUGUAAAUUGAUAGACGACUCCCUUGACGUGGUCGAAGAGCUAGAUGUUGUUAGACAACAAUUACAGUCGCACCCCCCAGCUCAGCAAAAAAGCCUGCUUUCAAAGAUUAAAGCGGUGUACAGGGAGCUGCUGGUCGAGUUCCUUUCGUCAUUCACAUUUCACCCUCCUGGGGAGCCAGUGCCGCUUCCGUACCCAGGUGCUCCCCAUCCGCCUGAGGUUUCUUUCAGGCUUGCUGGCGUUAUGCGUUCGAUGACGCUAGCACAGUUUGCGGUGCAUUGUGGUUUAUACAUGCAGGAGGAGAUCGAGACUGAGAUUUACACAGCGGGGCUAGUGGUGGUUGAAAAACCCACUCUUGUAGGGUUUUGGCAGGUGAUUGCGGGGGCGGAUCAUUGGGAGCACGAAAAGUCGAAGGGGAGGGUGUCGUUUGUUAGGGACCCACUAUACAGGUAUCUGCACCAUUUGCUCGCCACUUCUAUUUCAGCUCGCGGCUACAGCCGUGAGUGGUGUACGACCACAGAUCUUUUUUUCCUUUACUGUUUGUUGUAUAGGAGGCCGUGCGCGCUAGCACACGGUCUAGCCCAGUACUUCGCCUCCGGCCAUCACCGGCAGGAGCGCGGAUUUUUGUAUGGCGGGGCGUACGUGACCGUCAUUGCCCGUUCAUUGGGCCUCGUACCACACCAGGACCCACAUCUACGGACGCCGGCCAUCAUGCCGACGCGGAUGGGUAUGCAGUCGCUAUGGGGGAUGAGGGUUAUCAAGAGGUUCCCCGUUGGCCCGCGGUUUAAAAACCGCGACGGGGGCGUAUGGAGAGAGGAGGCCCUACCAGAGCAUUUCGAGCCCGUUCAUCCUCCUGCAGAUCCUGCUGAUGUAGUGCCCGUGGAGGACCCUCCGGAGGAUCUAGACGGUGCAGCGGAGCCACAGCCACCGCCACCUGCCGGGGCACCUCAGUUUCCACGUCACGUUAUUCGAGGUCGUGCCCCAGGAGCUGCGCUACAUCCGGAUGUACGAGCCAGGCUUGACAGGCUCGACGAUUUGAUAUAG